CCCAAAUUGUAGCUUUGCCUCUCAGAGACGGGACGGACAGUCGAAGGGUGAAGCGACGCGUUCGAGCGGCGAAGGUUGUUCUGCGCGUAAACGGCCUCUGGCUGAGCUCGUCCAGAAAGAACCGAGGAGGAUAUUUCAUGUGUAUUGUUGCGUCGGGUCAGUAAAUAUCUGAGCGCGCACGGACGUCGCUGUCCAGAUCCUCACCGCGGAGCGCAAGGAGAAGUGGAACCGGGGAUUGCUUACUCUCCGGGGACUUGUGCUUGAAACCGCUCCCAGGAGCUCUGCCGGGACUAAACAAAUGUUUCAUCGACUGAAAUGAACAUGUGGUCAGUAUUAUAACCAAUGCUGUAGCUGAAGAACCUAUCCGGACUCAAUCCAUAUGCGGUGUUGAAGAAAAGCGAAGAGUCGAGACGUUUUCUUUUUCUGUCAUUUGUUUUUUUUUUUCGUUUUUUCCUGAAGUUCCAGAGACGAGCGAGCGUUUGAUUGUGACAGCCUGACGCAGACUCAGCGGACUGACUUUCCCGGGAGGUUAACCUCUGAAGAACAACGUGUUUAUGGAUUGCUGCGCAGCGAGGAACACCGGGAGUUGUAGGCUACGCUCUUAUGCGUCGAUCAUGUUGAUACCUCGCUGUUUCUGUAAACUUUGAUAGAUGUUUACAGGAAGAAUUUAGUCAUAUUAAAGAGAAUUACGCUCAACUAAGCUCACACUGACCUCUGGGGAAAGUGGGAAGUGCCCUUUCGCCCUCCCUCAUUCUUUUUUCCCUCCCAAGACGUCAGGACGGAUCUUUAUCACGCAGUCUGACUCUCCUUCUGUGAUUUAAACAAAGACCAAGUGUUUGGGGGAUAGCAUGGCAAUGGUAGUAAACCAGUGGCCAGAGAACAUUUCUGCAGAUCCGGGGUCUCAGCUCCAGAUGUGCGGCCAGGAACCCGGCGGGGCACCGGGGACGCCCAACGGUUCCACCCCGGGGAACGACGCGCUUUCCGGAGACAAGAUCCCCAACGUGGACUGCAUGGUGUGUGGAGACAAGUCCAGUGGGAAGCAUUACGGCCAGUUCACCUGCGAGGGCUGCAAAAGCUUCUUUAAACGCUCGGUGAGGCGGAACCUCACGUACACCUGCCGGGGGAACCGAGACUGUCCCAUCGACCAACACCACCGGAACCAGUGUCAGUACUGCCGGCUGAAGAAGUGCCUCAAAGUCGGCAUGAGGAGAGAAGCAGUACAACGAGGACGCACAUCGAACUCCCAGAGCAGCCCGGGCCAGUACCUGACCAACGGCACCGACCCCUACAACGGCCAGCCCUACCUGUCCGGCUUCAUUUCCCUGCUGCUGCGCGCCGAGCCCUACCCCACGUCCCGCUACGGCGCCCAGUGCAUGCAGGGCAACAACCUGAUGGGCAUCGAGAACAUCUGCGAGCUGGCGGCCCGGCUGCUGUUCAGCGCCGUGGAGUGGGCCAAGAACAUCCCCUUCUUCCCCGACCUGCAGCUCAUGGAUCAGGUGGCGUUGCUGCGCAUGUCGUGGAGCGAGCUCUUCGUCCUGAACGCCGCCCAGUGCUCCAUGCCGCUCCACGUCGCCCCCCUGCUGGCGGCGGCCGGCCUGCACGCCUCGCCCAUGUCGGCGGAGCGCGUUGUGGCCUUCAUGGACCACAUCCGAGUCUUCCAGGAGCAGGUGGAGAAGCUGAAGGCCCUGCAGGUCGACACGGCCGAGUACUCCUGCCUCAAGUCCAUCGUGCUCUUCACAUCCGAUGCCAUGGGCUUGUCAGACGUGGCCCACGUGGAGAGCAUCCAGGAGAAGUCGCAGUGCGCCCUGGAGGAGUACGUGAGGAACCAGUACCCCAGCCAGCCCAACCGCUUCGGCCGCCUCCUCCUGCGCCUGCCCUCCCUGCGCAUCGUCUCCUCCCCGGUCAUCGAGCAGCUGUUCUUCGUGCGCCUGGUGGGGAAGACGCCCAUCGAGACGCUGCUCCGCGACAUGCUGCUGUCGGGCUCCAGCUACAACUGGCCCUACAUGCCCACGGUGCAGCGCGAGAGGCCCAUCUCCCUCCACUACAACGAGAACGGGCCCUGAAGAGGAGGCGGCCGACGACGACCGAGGAGGAGGAGGAGGAAGAGGAGCUGCAGGCUGAAAAGUUCAGGGCUGAACGUUGAACUGGUCCCGUCCUCCACUCCCCCCCCCCUCUCCCCCGUCAACCUCUCAGCCGUCACCAUUCCGCUCUUAAGACUGACAACAAGAUACGUCCCGGUUACACAAGCCAGCCAAUCAGUUCACAGUUGCCGUUCCCAGAGACUCGGUGGCCCGCGUGCAGCCCCUCAGAACUUUGAGGUGAGGCGUUGAGAUGGACAGGUUGGUUGAAUGGGUUAUUGCGCAGUUCACCAGCAGGUCUGUUGGACUACCUUCAGAUGUCAAAACGUUUCGGUGCUGAGCCGCCGCCGCCGCCGCCGCCGGAGGCCGUGGUGAAUCCAGACUCUACGUGGAGCCAAGAGAGCACAAGGCCUGCUGUAUAUUCACCGACUAUUUUUUUUUUGAAAAGAAAACCAGAAGCCAUUAAGAAAAAAAAAAAAAAAAGAUAAAAAAAGACAAAUGCCAAAAUGUCUUUUGCAGAGGACGUGUUUUAUUGUGUGUGUUUGUAUUAGCACUGUUUAUAUGGAGAGAGGAAAAAAAAAAAAGAUGAUGAUUGUGUCCAUAUGUACAGUUUAUCAUUGAUUCAUAGGCAUCUACGGCUUAUUAGGGUUCAGUGGGAGAAGCUCAGGUUCAGAGGGAGGGAACACGCUCACACAACGACAACAAGACAAACCCAGCAAACUUUACACUUAUCAGCGUCGAGCUGUGCCAAAGCUGAGACAUGCAAACUCUUUGGAAUAUUUUUUUUUUUUUUUGUGGUAGUGUUGCUGAUGAAAAUUGAAACAUUUGGUCGUUGAUAAUAAUUUUUUUCGGGGUCUCAGGGGGGAGGUUUAUAAGAGAAGGAGGUUUGUAAAAAAAAUAAAUAAAAAUAAUAAUAAUAAU
This is a messenger RNA of Mugil cephalus (flathead mullet), 2999 nucleotides long. RefSeq names its product nuclear receptor subfamily 2, group F, member 5 (gene nr2f5). The transcript has 4 exons. Bases 849 to 2063 code for a protein of 404 amino acids. Gene Ontology annotation, molecular function: nuclear receptor activity; RNA polymerase II cis-regulatory region sequence-specific DNA binding; zinc ion binding. The record is from RefSeq and is a predicted model, not a curated record. NCBI's taxonomy places the organism in Eukaryota, Metazoa, Chordata, Actinopteri, Mugiliformes, Mugilidae. Gene Ontology annotation, biological process: anatomical structure development; cell differentiation; regulation of transcription by RNA polymerase II.